Messenger RNA from Henningerozyma blattae CBS 6284, 1137 nucleotides. RefSeq lists its product as uncharacterized. NCBI's taxonomy places the organism in Eukaryota, Fungi, Ascomycota, Saccharomycetes, Saccharomycetales, Saccharomycetaceae. The transcript has a single exon. Bases 1 to 1137 code for a protein of 378 amino acids. The record is from RefSeq and is a predicted model, not a curated record. Gene Ontology annotation, cellular component: endoplasmic reticulum; plasma membrane.
AUGUCGCAAGAAUUUAUUGAAUUAGUUCGACGUGGGAACCGAGCCGUUCAUGUGAACCCACCCAAGGAUUUGGAUGUUCAUUUAACAGAACACGGUUCAGAUUGGCUUUGGUCCGUAUAUUCAGUAUUUGGUGUAUUGGCAGUCAUGUAUGCCACAUUUUUUUUUUACCAACAAUUGAAAGGUGGUAGACAAUUGAUUAGAUAUACACUAGCGGGACCCUUUUUAAUUUCAAUUUUCCAAUUUUUCCAAUAUUUCACUUACGCUUCGAAUUUGGGGUGGACAAACAUCCAAGCAGAAUUUAGAGGAGAAGAUGUAUCAAGACCAGUGACAAACAUGUAUCCAAAUGUAAGACAAAUUUUUUACGCUAAAUAUGUGGCAUGGUUUUUAUGCUGGCCAAUCCAAAUUUUCCUUUUAGAAUUAGCAGGUAUCACAAUCGAUCAUCAAGGUGAAGUACUUUCAUGUUGGGCCCUUAUCCAUUCCAUCUUGGUUCAGAUUAUUGGAUAUGAAUAUUGGAUAAUUGCAUUAUUAGUUGGGUCACUUAUCCAUUCAACUUACAAAUGGGGGUAUUGGGUUAUGGGAGUCUUUGUCCUACUUUGUACUCUAGGGAUCCAAUGUAAACGUCAAGUGUUUGAAUUGAAAAUCCGUGGGUUUUCCCUUGCCAUGUAUUUGACAGCCAUUAUUGUCACUUUAUUGUAUAAUGUUUCCUGGGGUUUAUCCGACGGAGGUAAUGCAAUUAGUCCCAAUGGAGAAGCGGUUUUUUAUGGAGUCCUUGAUGAAUGUGUCUUUGCCAUAUGGACCGGUUAUCUGUGCUUUGUCACGUGCCGCUACGGUGAAUGGCCCGAAGUGGAAACUGGCAUGUUGUCCGAUCCUCGUCACAUGCCUGGCGCACCCGAAAAGCAUUUGCCUGACUCCGCUUCUACGUCAGGUUCUGAGACUGCUGGUUCUGGUUCUGGUUCUACACCAGCUUCUAGGGGGUCACGCCGCUCUGCACCCACUUCUGAGGCCUCGUCGCACGUGACGGCAGAGUCGCCGAGAGAGUCGGGUGAUACCGAAUUCGGCAAUCAUAGCCCGGAAGGCAGGCCUGCAGGGUCUUCUGUGGGUGCGGCGUCGCCUGCAGAGUCGCCUGUGGCGGCCUAG